UAUUAUUUUAAGACAUUCAUCUAUUUGAGGUGUGGUUCAUUCUCUGCCUUUCGUCUAUGAAUCUGAAUAAUCAUAGAGAUGACAUAAGCAAAUCACAUUAUUAUUAUUGUUCGAAAAAUUAAUUUUUAAUAAAUUGUAUGUUUAAAAAAGUACCCUCAAAAAAAAAAUCCCCAAACCAUGUGCUAUGACCUCUUAUAAAUAAAAACCCAUCAAGAUCAAAAGUACUGAGAAAUGGAUAAAGCAUCCAAUCAAAAAGAUUUACGACGUUCUUUGUCUUAAAACUUGUUUAACAUCUUUGUUGAUUUUAUUUGUUGUGAUUUAAGCUGCGUGGUGUUUUUUCAACCCAAAUUUUAUAUUUAUUAAAAUUCAAACGAUCAAUGCACCAAAAUGAAAAGCUUUCAAAUCAUUCAUUAUUUAUCACUAUUCGCAGAUAGUCAUUUUCGCAUCAAUCAACAUUCAAAAAAAGGAUUUUAUAUUUUUUAUUCGGUUAUAAUAAAUUAAUAUAAGCAUAUAAUUAUAAUUACUUUAACGAAUGAGUUCAUUACCAAGGAAUACAAAAAUCGUGCUAAAAAUAUGGUGUUUUGUGAUCCUUAAGGUUAAGUUAAUAAAAGAUAAAAACUUAAUCGGUAGUAUUUGAAAUUAUAAACAAACAUGUUUUUGAAAUUCGAUUCACUAUCGGUAUCGGUAAUAAUAAUAGGGAUGGUAUACCUUUGUGAAAUGUCAUCAUGCCAAAUAAAUAAUAAUAAUUAUUUACCUGAUGUUCCUUGUCCAAACGUAUUUCAAUAUUCGUAUAUGGGGAGUGAGAUCAUUGGAGUAGUGACAAUUGCUGAUGUCAGACAUGGACAAACUAGAAUAGUUGUCCAGCUAUCCCAACCUGGAGCUUAUAAUUUGCAAUAUUUUGGAAAACUAUCGUUGAAUUUAAAUAAAGACAAAGCAUUUGAAUUUAUUAAUAGAGGGUUACCGUUGACUUAUAGAGUUGACUUUCCACUUCAAAAUGUUAUCCCACGAGUAACUUCUAUUACUGUCAAUGGUAUGCAAAUAUGUUUCGGAACAAAAUAUGACUUACCAAGUACAACAAUGACAUUGGAACAUACUUUGACAACAUAUCAACCAAAUUAUUAUAGAAAUCCAAGUUCCAACUUUUGGCAACCAAACUACAAUAAAGAUUCUAAUUUCAGGAGUUCCUCUUUCCCGGAAUCCUUUAAUCAACCUUCGUUUUCACAACAACCAUCACCGCCAUUUAACCAUCAACCAGUUGGCGAUCAAUCAAACAAUCAACCUUCACUCGAUCCACAAAUCUAUACAAAACCCAACGAAUCAUCUGAACAAAACUCGAAAACCCUAGAAAAUCUGUUUUCAAACUUUUUUCAUGAGAAUCGUCCUGCUGUAAAUAAUGUUCCUACAUUUUCGCCCACAAAAGCUAUUCUAACAGAAUCACAGUUUGAAGAAUCUCUGGGACCAAGCCCUUCAUCUCCUACAAAACCACCAACAAUUCAAGCAACAUUCGAGUACAUUAAUUCAGUUUGUGGUCAAGAAAAUGUUAAUUUCAACAUCGAAAGACUUAAUGUAAAAGGAUCAUUCAUAUCCAAAUCAAGAUUCCCAUGGAUAGCAGCAGUUAUGAGAAGAACCAAUGGAGACUUUGCAUUUCAAUGUGGUGGAAGUCUUAUUUCAACAAGAACAGUAAUAAGUGCAGCUCAUUGCUUUCAUUUAGGAUUUGAAGAAAUUAAACCUGAAAAUAUAUUAAUUUCAAUGGGUUUGUAUGAUUUAACUCGAUGGUAUGAUGCUAAGAAUAUUGGUGCUGAAGAAAUUAUCCCACAUCCAGACUACAAUAUGAAACUUAUUCAAUUUGAUGCGGAUUUGGCACUUGUACGACUUAAGGAAAGUGUUAUCUUUACAACUUCAGUUAGACCAAUUUGCAUGUGGCAAGGAUCUGUGGAUACUCGUGAUAUUGAAGGAAUAUCGGGAGCUAUUGUUGGUUGGGGAUCAGAUGGUCAACGGAAAACAACAAUUGUUCCAACAUUGGUCAAUGCAACAAUUGUUUCUGAAAUAACUUGUAUAAGAUCAAAUGACUUAUUCAUUUCACUGACGUCAAAUCGAACCUUAUGUGCUGGCAAUUUAGAUGGAACUGGGCCAUGCGUUGGAGAUUCAGGAAAUGGAUUAAUGAUAAGGAAAAGAAAUAAAUGGAUGUUGAGAGGAACAGUUUCAGCUGCUCUAGGUAAUCCAACACAGCAGUGUCCAUUGGAUGAGUAUGUUGUUUAUUCGGAUGCUGCUAAGUUCUUAGAAUGGAUCCGAUUAAAUAUGUUAUUGUGA
This is a messenger RNA of Episyrphus balteatus (marmalade hoverfly), 2310 nucleotides long. Its product is annotated as serine protease gd-like. Gene Ontology annotation, biological process: proteolysis. Lineage: Eukaryota; Metazoa; Arthropoda; Insecta; Diptera; Syrphidae. Gene Ontology annotation, molecular function: serine-type endopeptidase activity. The coding region runs from base 652 to 2310 and encodes 552 amino acids. The record is from RefSeq and is a predicted model, not a curated record. The transcript is spliced from 5 exons.